Molecule: messenger RNA, 1130 nt
Organism: Drosophila busckii
Lineage: Eukaryota; Metazoa; Arthropoda; Insecta; Diptera; Drosophilidae
Exons: 3
Coding region: 207-821 (204 amino acids)
Source: RefSeq, a predicted model, not a curated record
UUAGGCACAGCAAGUUGGUGUGUGGCUGUUGUAUUGGCUAAGCGUUCUUGUCCUUGCUUACUCAUUUUUAUGCGCAUGUUCUUCUAGUCCUUUGUGGCUGACAUUCGCUGUCAAAAGUUGCUGCCCCGUUACUGCUGCAAAUAAAAAAAGAAAAACAUAAAUAUUUGCUGCUCUUGGUGCUUGGUGUGCGUUUUCUGUGCUUUAACAUGGGCAGCUCGCUGCUGACGCUCACCUGGUUGGUGCUCACGUAUAUUUCGCUUGUAUUCACCGCGUGCAUUAACAAUGCUACAGGCAUUGCCACCAGCUCGCCUGAUCGCUCAUCCAGCAGCCUGAGCACAUCCUUGACCCUGGAGGGCACUAUACAUCGCACUGCGGCAGCCACCGAGCGUGUAAACAAUCUCUGGUGCUAUGCCUGCGACACCAUGGACGAUGGCGAGGACUGCGUUGAUGUCCUUCAGCGCAACAAUAGCUCCGUAAUGAGGAAGUGCGAAGGCCAAGAGUUCUUCUGCAUGGUCAAACGCUUUUCCUACACCACUAGCACUGAGAACUCGACGAGCCUGCCCAAGAUGUGGUCAAUGGAUCGUCGCUGUGCAAUCUCCUGCGAGCCUGGCUGCAUCAUCAUAGGCGAGCGCACUAAGCUCUAUGCCUGCACCUCCUGCUGCGAAGAGUCCUUUUGCAAUACGGGCCGUGGUGCUGCCUCGGGCAUCUUUCAUCGCGAGGACACUGGCAUUGGCACGCGCGUCUUUUGGCUGGCAGCGCCCUUCCUCAUCAACAUAUCCUUGAUGCACUACAAGAAGCUGCUCGGCCAGCUACAGGAGUAGGAGUAGAACUAAAAGUAAAGCAAAAAUGGAAUUUAGUGCCAACGUUCUCACUCUCUAGUUGCUCAAAUUUUAAAAGAAAACUCCACUAAACUAAUUAGCUAAUUGUCUAAUCUUUAACACACACACUCUCUCUCACACACAUAGAGACAAUACGCACUUGUAGAUAGCCCAACAAGCUGGUGUGAUAAUAAAUGUAAUGUCAGAACAGUUUGGAGAGCCAAACAAACUUUACUUUAACACUUCCUUAAAGCUAAUUUUAAUUCUUUGGUUUAAAUAGCAAAUUGAUGUGCCAACUGGACCAAAGCCUUG